This is a messenger RNA of Phaeodactylum tricornutum CCAP 1055/1, 985 nucleotides long. RefSeq lists its product with no specific name. NCBI's taxonomy places the organism in Eukaryota, Bacillariophyta, Bacillariophyceae, Surirellales, Neidiaceae. The record is from RefSeq and is a predicted model, not a curated record. Bases 56 to 907 code for a protein of 283 amino acids. The transcript has a single exon.
CGCAAACAUUGCAAUCUCGUUGUCACUGUAUAUUGCGACGCUUCAAAAGGCUGCGAUGAAGCAAUCCCAGCGCACCUGCUUCGAAAACAAUUACAGAACCGCUGUCGCCCUGAACAAUAUGGGUGUUGAACUGCUCGUGAAAGGGUGCUUUCGCCAAGCCUACGACACUCUGAAAGAUGCCAUCGCAGCGAUGAAAGAGACGCACAUAGUGUCAGAUACUAUCGAGCGCAAACGUCCUUCCUCUGGAUUCAUUGACGGGUCAAAUUCUGUUUCGAUGGAAAGCUUUCUCAGUGAAGCUGUAAAGCGCGUUUGUGCGCCUUGCAUAAUCCAAACUAACUGUAACAUUCACUUUGAUGCGAUCAGCGACAAGAAUCACGCACAAGCGAUAGCCAAAAUCAGCGAUGUUUUUAUUUCAGGUAAAACACGAUGUGACCACGACAAAAAUUUCCUGUACAGACCAGUCAAAAUUGACGUUAACGAGAGUAUAGCAGAUCUUCGUUCCGAUCUCCAUCUCGACUUUGAAAGUGGCGUUGUGCUUUUCAACUUCGCUAUGGUCCAUCUCUGCCUUGCCAGAACAGGGAGGGAGUUUAAGCGAGCACACUUCUUUGCACGGAACGCUCUACAGCUUCUCUGCUGCGCAAACGAUGUCGUUGCGAAGGAAUGCAUGGAUGCAGCAGUAUCAACAACCUUAAUUUUCUCUGAUCCGAUUCAUCAAUACUGCCAAGUGCUUCUGACCGCUAUGAUACUGGACAACGUGGUUCAACUGUGUUGGACCUUGGGGAUGACUAAACAUGCGGAGGAGGCUGCGCAGCGACUUGCUGCUUUGGAAGCCGCUGCGUCCGAACAAGAAGAACACAUGCAAUUUAUCAUGAUGUCUGUUGAUUUUGCUGCAGCAGCUGCCGCAUAGCCAUCGAUCAUUGGUAGUUGCCGCUUUUUGGGGGCAAUUGUGAUAGAGGCAAGCCAAUUGCUAUAAAUAUUCUUAUAG